Molecule: messenger RNA, 1365 nt
Organism: Diabrotica balteata
Lineage: Eukaryota; Metazoa; Arthropoda; Insecta; Coleoptera; Chrysomelidae
Source: the annotation of a GenBank genome assembly
AUGUUUCUUCCUAGUUUAAAGUCUGUUUAUGUUUCGGCUGCAGCAGCAAGCUUGCUCAUGUUUAUGGCAGGCACUGCUUGCUGUUGGUCCUCUCCAGAAAUACCAAAACUUCUAAACAUCACGGAGAAUUCCUUUGGGAGGGCAAUAACGCCGGAAGAAAUUUCGUGGAUAUCUUCGUUGUUGACCUUGGGUGCAGCGUUUAGUCCUUUUCUGUAUGGAUUCUUGGCCGAUAGUAUUGGAAGGAAACCAUCGAUGUUGCUAGUCGGAGUGCCGUUUUUUGUUUCUUAUGUGAUGCUGGCGACAGGGACGGUCAUAGAAAUAUAUUAUUGUGCAAGAUUUUUAUCGGGAAUUGGUGUCGGUGGAGUAUUUACACUGGUUCCCAUGUAUAUUGGAGAGAUAGCUGAAAGUAGAAACAGGGGAUUGAUCAGCUGUUUAACGGGAGCUGUCUGCUCAAUUGGUCUGCUUUUUUCAGUGUGCCUAGGACCAUUCAAGUCAAUACAGUUUUUUAACACUGUUUUAGCAAUUCCUCCUUUGGUCUUCCUAAUUGUUUUCAGUCUUUUGGCCGAAGAAAGUCCUAUAUAUUUAGUCAAGAAAAAGAAAUGUGAUAAAGCAGAAGUGGCAUUGCAGAAUUUAGGAAGAACUGCAGAAGUAAUUAAAAAGGAUGUUAUGGAAAUGCAAACAGAGUACGAAAAUAAGGAGGAUGACAAAGUAAAUAUUAUGGAAAUGUUAAGUUCAAAAGCACUUUUGAAAGGUACUGUUGCCUCUGUAGGUCUGCUUGUAUUUCAGCAAUUGUCAGGAAUAAACGCCAUAAUGUUCUACAGUCAGACUAUUUUUGAAACAGCUGGAAGUACCCUCCCUCCACACAUCUGUACAAUCAUUCUGGUAGGUGUACAGUUCGUCAGCAGCUUUAUAGUACCGUUUGUAGUAGACAGGUUCGGUCGCAAGUUAUGUCUCCAAGUCUCAGCUCUAGGUAUGAUAGCAUCUAUUGGUCCUCUAGCCAUCUACCUUUACAUAAGAACUGCUGGUUACAACGUAGAACACUUCUCCUGGGUACCAGUAUUAACGCUUACCACCUUCAUAAUCUCUUUUAAUUUCGGAUAUGGUCCUCUUCCAUGGACAGUGUUGUCGGAAAUGUUUUCGACGAAAUAUAGAUCAUUCGCCAGCGCUUUUGUCUCGACGGUUUGUUGGUUGGUGUCAUUUGUAGUUACCAAAUACUUUGGAUUAGCUGUGGCAACAUUUGGUUUGGGCAAUGUGUUUGGUUUUUCGACGGCUUGUUGUUUGGCAUCAGUGAUCUUUUGUUGGUUAUGCGUUAUUGAAACCAAAGGCAAAAGUUUGCAGGAGAUACAAGAUAUAUUGAAUGGGUAA